Molecule: messenger RNA, 528 nt
Organism: Neospora caninum
Lineage: Eukaryota; Apicomplexa; Conoidasida; Eucoccidiorida; Sarcocystidae
Exons: 3
Coding region: 1-528 (175 amino acids)
Biological process (GO): translation
Cellular component (GO): ribosome; cytosolic large ribosomal subunit
Molecular function (GO): structural constituent of ribosome; RNA binding
Source: RefSeq, a predicted model, not a curated record
AUGGUGAAGAAGGGAGAAGAGAAUCCCAUGCGGAAGAUCCGCAUUGAAAAGCUGACCCUUAACAUCUGUGUCGGAGAAUCCGGCGACAGACUGACACGCGCUGCGCGUGUGUUGGAACAGUUGACGGGACAGCGCCCGCAGUUCUCCAAGGCGCGCUUUACCAUCCGAUCCUUUGGUAUCCGCCGCAAUGAGAAGAUUGCCUGCUACGUCACCGUUCGUGGCAAGAAGGCCGAAGAUAUCCUGGAGAAGGGUCUGAAAGUUAAGGAGUACGAGCUGAAGAAGAAGAACUUCGCGGAUUCCGGCAACUUUGGAUUUGGCAUUCAAGAGCAUAUCGACUUGGGAAUCAAAUACGACCCGUCCACCGGUAUCUACGGUAUGGAUUUCUACGUGCAGUUGACUCGACCGGGCAACAGAGUUGCUCACCGCAAGAGAGCGCGCGGCAGAGUGGGCUAUUCCCACCGUGUCACCAAGGAAGACAGCAUCAAAUGGUUCCAGCAGACUUACGAUGGCAUUGUCCUUAACCACUAA